Molecule: messenger RNA, 2238 nt
Organism: Corythoichthys intestinalis (scribbled pipefish)
Lineage: Eukaryota; Metazoa; Chordata; Actinopteri; Syngnathiformes; Syngnathidae
Gene: map6b
Product: microtubule-associated protein 6b
Exons: 3
Coding region: 406-1455 (349 amino acids)
Biological process (GO): cytoskeleton-dependent intracellular transport; regulation of microtubule cytoskeleton organization; microtubule cytoskeleton organization
Cellular component (GO): Golgi-associated vesicle; cis-Golgi network; microtubule
Molecular function (GO): calmodulin binding; microtubule binding
Source: RefSeq, a predicted model, not a curated record
AUGUCGAUGUUUUGUCACACCCCUAUUUCCUAGUAAUCAAAAGUGAUGGUACUUUACUACCAGCCCCUUCCAGUUGAAAUCGAAUGGACGUCUGGUGCUAUCAAUGUGAGUUGAUGAGUUAAGCAAGCGCAUGUUUCUGUCAUUUGUGCUUGGAUUAUUUAAAAUGAGGUGCUCCAAAUUUUAAUCAUGAAAGGACCCUAAAUUAAACGGGUUUUGGUGUCAUUUUCUCCCUCUGCUGGUUUGAACAUGCAGUUGCGUUCAGGUGCAAAACGUGGGUGGAGUCAUCAUCUUGACUCGUGCAGCCUCAGCACGUCCACCCAUUGAACCCUCCGGCAGGCAUCCUGCAGAAGCAAAGCAGGAAGAAAGCAUAACCAACGAGUUGCCAACAACCGAGCCCGAAGCACUAUGGCGUGGCCGUGCAUCACGCGUGCUUGCUGCAUCAACCGCUUCUGGAGCGAGCUGGACAAGGCGGAUAUCGCCGUGCCUCUCGUUUUCACCAAAUACUCGGACGUCCAGCAGAAGCAGCCGAAACGGGCCCCUGCUGAGGGCCGGCCGGAGAGCCAACCGGAGGCCGCCAAGGCACCGCCCGCCGCCGCCUCGGACGCCUCCUCCUCCGUCAUGCGGCAAGACUUUAAAGCAUGGAAAGUGCGCCCGGAGCCCAGCUGUAAACCCAGGAAUGAGUACCAACCCGCGGCCGGCCCUUUCAUCCCGGAGACCCAGUACCAAAAGGACUAUAAAGCGUGGCCCAUCCCGAAGAAACACGACCACCCCUGGAUCCCUAAAGCCGGCCUAGCACCUCCCACCGGUAGCAGCGGCAGCACCGCGGCAGCGGGGAAGAUGGAGCUAGUGUCCGCCGAGAUAGAUAGCGGCGUGGAGAAGAGCGAGUUGGAGGAGAAGCUCCAGGAGAAGGAGGUGAAGGAGCCGGCCAAGAGGGACAAGUCCGCCGACAGGAAAGGCGAGGAGGCGCCUAGCGGAAAAGGCAGGGCGGCAGCCGACGCUCUCAACAGACACAUUAAGCAGACCUUGACCGCUUCAAAUAGUAGCUACAGAUCUGAGUUCAAAGCCUAUAAGGACGUGAAACCAGUCAAGCCCAUUAAGGCACCGUCCCAGUACAAGCCUCCGGCCGAAAACGAGAGCAAUUUGGAAACCAGCUACAGCGCCACCUUCAGGGGUGAGCAGGUCAAGGCCCAGCCGGCCGACAACAAGCUGCUGGAGCGCAGGCGGAUACGCAGCCUGUAUAGCGAGCCUGCCAAGGAGACCCACAAGGCGGACAAGCCGGCGUCUCGCGUCAGGCCGAAGAAAGCGACAACGACCAAGACGGUGAAGAAAGCCAAGGAGAACAAGGAAAAGAAGCUGCUCGCCGCUUCCGCCAAAAAGAAAGAAGAAGAAGCGGAGGCGGGCGUCACCAAGAAGAACAAAGAGCUCAGCAAUAGACUGGCCGAAGCCAAACAGUAAUUUUGCCACGUGUUUAAACACUCGCUUCACUUUCCUCAUUUGCGUCUAAUGUUAAUCUUUGACAGUUUGUGCGUGUGAAAAAUGGAGUGUGUGUCCACAAAGCUGCUUUAUAUGAUUAUUAUCAUUUUUCAAGCACCUAAUUUGCACAAUAGAGCCAUGGUUACUGUAUGUGUGCUGUACAUGUACAAAGGGGUAUUUUGACACUUCAACUUCACAUCUGAUGAUUGUAAAAAAAACAAAAGAAAAAUAUACAACUCAUUUUGUGCAGGGGGAAAAAGGGGGCGAUUUCCUCUUUGCAGUGCCUCGGCUGUUUUUUUCAGUAGAAGGCUGAUCUCCAGUUUCAUCCGUUUUGUUGCUAAGAAACCAAAUCAAUUGGAGUUAAUUUCCCUGGAGCUCGCAUGCAAGCCCCACCCCCAAUAUUCAGUAUGCAUUUUAGCUUGUAAAUUGAGCUUUUAAGGGUCCAUAUAUGCUAUGCUCUUUGAAAUAUAUGCAUGUCUAGUAGUAAAUGAUAGUCUAGUAGUGGCUGUUUAAGCUAUGAAGUAAACACACCAGCAAGGUGGUUCUUGUUGCAAAUUUACUGUUACACUAAUAACAAUAAUGUAGUUUGUAAGGUCUUGUGUCUUCUACACACAAGGACAAAAAUUUACACUUUAAGUGGGAGUCUUAGGGGUCACACUGGAAAGAAAAUGACAACAUUUUUACAAGAAAGAAUCUAAUAAUGCAAGAAAAAAAAUGUCAUUAUGUCAGGAAAAUGUCAUAAAAUUGGAGAGAAAAGGCUUUUUU